AUGCCUCCUCUACCAUCUGCGUACCUGCACCUCGAUACCGCAGAAAGUCAAGUUUCGCAUAGCUUGCGCGAAGCAGGAGUUCGCCAUGACAUCGAUAUCAUCACUGAGAGGGAUGCCAGGGAUGUGCUGAGCGAGAUCCCAGAGCUCACUUGGUCGCUAGAUGAGGGCUGUUGGAAAUACUCCUAUCGGAACUUUCAGGCAAGCAUUUCCGCCUCUACACCCGGGGGUGGACCUUGGAGCAUUCCCAGUCCUCGAAACACGGGCAUACAUACCAUUCAUCCCGACGAUGUUCCAGAUCGCUCGAUCUAUGUCAAAAUCGACAUCAUUCACCCGUCGGUUCUCAUUUUAACCAAACUGAAGGCCUGGAACAACGCCGAGAUGUCUCACGAUCCCUCUGUGCAUAUGCGCAACCGUGCCCACCUUAUGGAUAUCAUGAGUGCGUUGCAGUGGUUGUCGGAUGAGGAAAUGCGAAUUAAAUUCGAGGGGCACCCAGGGGUCCCGAAGGAAGAGUUCUUGCAGUUACUUUGCAAGCUCUACAGACGCCAUCAUCAAGCACGACCCUAUCUGUCUGUAGCUCUGUCCUUCAACGACAUGCGAGACGCCUUGAACUCUCCGCAUUAG
Messenger RNA from Penicillium coprophilum, 621 nucleotides. RefSeq lists its product as uncharacterized. Lineage: Eukaryota; Fungi; Ascomycota; Eurotiomycetes; Eurotiales; Aspergillaceae. The transcript has 3 exons. The record is from RefSeq and is a predicted model, not a curated record. The coding region runs from base 1 to 621 and encodes 206 amino acids.